This is a messenger RNA of Daphnia carinata, 1297 nucleotides long. It is a transcript of the gene trus, whose product is annotated as programmed cell death protein 2-like. The coding region runs from base 98 to 1297 and encodes 399 amino acids. The record is from RefSeq and is a predicted model, not a curated record. The transcript has 2 exons. NCBI's taxonomy places the organism in Eukaryota, Metazoa, Arthropoda, Branchiopoda, Diplostraca, Daphniidae. Gene Ontology annotation, cellular component: cytoplasm.
GACACCCUUAUUAUUCUGCUAUGAAACUUGUCACGUUUUCGUUCAAAUCGUAAAUGUUUUUACAAAAUAACCAAAAUUAACGAAAUUUCACUGAAAAAUGGCAUACUUAUUGGGUAUGGAAGACGAGCCUCUUGGCAAAGACGAGGAGGGACACAUUGAUUUCAAAGUCAACAAGGUUGGCGGUAAACCGAAUUGGGCGAGCGGGGAUCACCCAAAUCCUAUGUGUAAAUUGUGUCAUAAGCAGAUGCUGCUUGCUGUUCAAAUUUAUGCACCUCUUAAUGAAUCUCUGAAUCACAGAACAUUAUACCAAUUUUGUUGCUUGCAACCCCAGUGUCAAAGCAAAAAUGAAGGGUGGGUUUGCAUACGUGAUGAAACCGUUGAUACAUCAGUCACUUCUUCUUGUGAUAAACUGCAACCAACAGCUACAGCUUCGACCACUACCUGGAUUGAUGAUGCUGAUGAUUGGGGUGAUGAAGAAGACAUGGAGGCUGAUAGUGGAACCCCAAAUGAACAUGGCAGAAGUGAACCACAGGCUACCUUGUCUGUACAAAGUGGUAUUAGCACACUAACAAUUCAGGAUCUGGAUACUAAACCAUCAGAACUUGCAUUGCCAAAGAGUUUAGACACAUGUGAUCAUAUAACUAUUCCUUCAGCAGAAGUGGAAGGUGAUGAGUCUGUUGUGCCAGAUGAUCUUCCGUCUCAGCCAACAGUUGAUAUUAGAGCACUGUUUGCACCAUCAUCUGCUCCUAUUUCAGAUCCUUCUGGAUUACAGUUUUCAAGCUUUUAUCUUAAUGUAAGUGAAGAGCAUCAAGCAGCUGUUCUUUCUGAUGAAAAACUGGAUCAGCGAGCAAAAGAACUUUGGGAAGAGUACCAACGCCGAGAAAACUGUGAUUGGAAGAAUUUGCAGAAGAGCAAUAAAAUCACCCCAGGCCGAAUAGAUGAAGCAUACGAGAAAGUUCCUCCUAGUCAUGGUGAUCGAGUGGUCCAUAAAUUUAUCACUCAAGUACAAUCCUGUCCUGAGCAGUUAAUCCGCUACAACCGUGGAGCAAGUAAGCCACUUUUGCUCAAGCAGUUAACAAAAGACGAACCAAUUUCGAAAUGCAGGCAUUGCAAUGCACUUCUUGUCUUUGAGAUGCAAUUGAUGCCCCAUCUUAGUCAACUUUUGAAGUUAAAAGACACGGCCGGCGAUUACCAACCCGUGGAAAUAGGCACAGUGUUAGUCUUUACUUGUUCUAAAAGUUGUUGGAGCGGAGUUCCGUGCGAAGAAUACUUAAUUGUUCAAUCGGAAAUAUAUUGA